Messenger RNA from Notodromas monacha, 699 nucleotides. NCBI's taxonomy places the organism in Eukaryota, Metazoa, Arthropoda, Ostracoda, Podocopida, Cyprididae. The record is from the annotation of a GenBank genome assembly.
GAAAAGCUUAGGGAACUCGGACAACUCUUGACUUCGGAGUCUGGUGGACACAUGAGACAAGCUGGUGCACUGGGAAUUAGUCUGGAUGCCACGUCUGUGCUCGCACUUCUCACCAUGGGCGCAUAUCUCAUCCGAAUGGUCCUCACAAUCCUCCACGUCAGCCAACGAUCCCUGUCGGCGUUCAGCCCUGUCGAAAUCGAAUCCGUGCUUCCGGUCAUCUCGAAACACGUGCCGACGAGUCUCGUCGACUGGCUCCUACUUCCCGUGUCCAGUGACGUGAGUGUUAACGAGAAGGAAGGCAGAUCCUUUCCCGAUGUGUACAAGAAUGCCACCAGACGGACCGGUUUCUGGUGGGGCCAAUUGAGCAAAUUGCCCGGGGAACUGCAGACCACUUGGGAUUUGAGCAAACACCAGAAGCCGGAAUGUUUGCGCAGGUUCAUUUGCCAGCGACUGGCCAAGGUCCCGCCGCAUAAGCGUCAGCUGGGCGAUGACUUGGUGGUUUGGACCAUGAGCGGGAUUGCUUAUUAUAAUGGCAAACCUGUGAACAUUUUCGUCGAUGAAAUCGACAACAAAUUGGCAGCGAACCAAGAGGUGAAUUGCGAAGCCUUCAGCGAGGAUUGCUCGGAAAGAGAAUAUCGAGAAGGACUUCAGCGAGAUCCAUGUUGGAACUUGAGAAGAAAGAUAAAUUCUGACUUGUGA